Molecule: messenger RNA, 435 nt
Organism: Sorex araneus (European shrew)
Lineage: Eukaryota; Metazoa; Chordata; Mammalia; Eulipotyphla; Soricidae
Gene: PLA2G2E
Product: phospholipase A2 group IIE
Exons: 4
Coding region: 1-435 (144 amino acids)
Biological process (GO): lipid catabolic process; arachidonate secretion; phospholipid metabolic process
Molecular function (GO): phospholipid binding; calcium ion binding
Source: RefSeq, a predicted model, not a curated record
AUGAAGCCACCCCCUCUUCUGACCUUCUUGUGCCUCCUGGUGGCCCCGGCUGGCGGGAACCUGGUCCAGUUCGGGGUGAUGAUUGAGCGGAUGACGGGCAAGUCGGCGCUGCAGUACAACGACUACGGCUGCUACUGCGGCAUCGGCGGCUCGCACUGGCCGGUGGACCCCACAGACUGGUGCUGCCACGCGCACGACUGCUGCUACGGGCGGCUGCAGAAGCUGGGCUGCGAGCCCAAGCUGGAGCGCUACCUCUUCUCCACCACCAAGUGCAACAUCUUCUGCGGCGGCAAGACCGCCUGCCAGCGUCAGACCUGCGAGUGUGACAGGACGGCCGCGCUCUGCUUUCGCCGCCACCUGAGGACCUACAACCGCAAAUAUGCCAAUUACCCCAACAGGCUGUGCACCGGGCCCACCCCGCCCUGCCGAGGCUGA